UCUGGUACUUCGUCUAGUAUAUUUUGUUUACCAAUUUACUAGUGUUAGGCUACCAAUUUAGUUCAUUGUGCAACUCUGACGUGCUUUUGAUGCACUUAUCUUGCUGUGAUUUGACGAUAUUUCGUCAAUUCCAUUUGACAGGAGAGUUAAAGAAUCUUAGGAACGUUGUUGCUGAGGCAAAGGCCAAAGAUGUUAAGGUAGUCCCUGCUGUAGUCAAGCGUAUGUUAGAUAGGAACAUGUUUCUUUUUGGGUUUGUGGAUGUGAAUGAAAGCUCUGCUGCGGGAGAUUAGAUGAACUGUCAGAAGUACAAAAUGCAAGUAUCCAAAUAGCAUGCAAAAAGUUAUUUGCAAAUAGCCGGAUCGAGCAUUUCACCCACAUGGAUAUGGGAUUGGAGCUUGAGGUGGAUUUGCUCAAGCAAAACUCAGCAGAUUAUGCAAGUGCGAAAGAUCUUGCUAUUAAAGAGGCUAGUGACAUUGUGGAUGUAGAAAGUAUAAAGCACAUAGUAGAAAACCAGACAUUGAUAGGAGACGUGGUCGGGAAGACUGCUGAUGACUGGAAAGCUCAGAAGGAAUUAUUUUAUCAAAAAACAGGCAUUCUUCAUCAGCCUGUGAAAGACUCAGUUGAUGUUGUUGGAGAAGAGCAUGAUAAGUCCCAACAAGAAGGGGCUGAAGAGCAUGAUAAGUCCCAACAAGAAGUGGCUGAAGAGCAGGAUAAGUCCCAACAAGAAGUGGCUGAAGAGCAGGAUGACAAUGAAAACUUCAGUAAGGAACUUGAAGAAGUAUUAUUGUCUGCACAGAACGAAUCUAACUUCGAAGAAUAG
This is a messenger RNA of Solanum stenotomum, 820 nucleotides long. RefSeq lists its product as uncharacterized. NCBI's taxonomy places the organism in Eukaryota, Viridiplantae, Streptophyta, Magnoliopsida, Solanales, Solanaceae. The coding region runs from base 377 to 820 and encodes 147 amino acids. Gene Ontology annotation, biological process: snRNA transcription by RNA polymerase III; snRNA transcription by RNA polymerase II. Gene Ontology annotation, molecular function: sequence-specific DNA binding. The transcript has 4 exons. Gene Ontology annotation, cellular component: snRNA-activating protein complex. The record is from RefSeq and is a predicted model, not a curated record.